Clupea harengus (Atlantic herring) is the source of this 825-nucleotide messenger RNA. RefSeq lists its product as uncharacterized. The record is from RefSeq and is a predicted model, not a curated record. Lineage: Eukaryota; Metazoa; Chordata; Actinopteri; Clupeiformes; Clupeidae. The transcript is spliced from 7 exons. Bases 1 to 705 code for a protein of 234 amino acids.
AUGAGUGACUUGAGUUUGUUAACCUUUCCUGCAGAGACCAAGUCGGGGCGAAGGAUUAAGUCAGUGCAGUGUGGCCUGAAGAAGAAGCUGGUGUCUGAGGUGGAGACUGCUGAAGUGCCUCCCUGGCUUGCUCUACAACUGGAGGACAACACCUCUCUAGAGAAGAAGCCUCAGAAGCCAGACGACCAGAUCAGCAUGCUGGAGAAGGCCAAGGCUGAGUUCGUGGGCGUCAGGCGAGCGCUUAACUACCAGCUCGAGACUGACGUUUUUGAGAAGAAAAAAAACCGUGAGGAGAGGAUAAAGACACUCCUGAAUGCUCUGAUGACGUCUAAGACGGGGCCCAUCCUCUCCACGCUGCUCAUCUCCCUGAAGAGUGAAUUCAAGGAGCCCAAGUCCACCGGCAGCUUAUGGUUUACCAAGCUGAAACAGAAUGCCUUGGAUUUAGGCGGAGAUAAAGACUCCAGAUUCCAUGACAUCCUGAAGAAGAUCUCCCAGUUUCAGAACUUCAACAACAAGAAAGUUCCAUACUCCAAGGAAAAGUUCUGCCUGCUUGUCAUCUCCCUCCCAGCCAAUCAGCUCCUUCGUCCCGCCCUUCAGGAGGCCCUCCUCUUCCUGACCGAUCACGUGCUCCAGAUCCUCCCUCGGCAGGUUAGGCAGUGGUACCAGUACCUCAAGCUGCCCUUUUCUGUUGCAACGGAAACCUGAGGGGUCACCUCCAUCCGCAGCCUCCCCCCCCAAAUUACCACAGCUUGUCCCUGCUACCUCGCCACAUCUGUUAGACCUUAAAACCUCCUAUUUCCUCUCCCUCUCCUGUCUCUGUUCCUC